AUGGAAUCGCAACAAGUUGAUGGCGGAUCCGAGCCCAAACGUUUGAAAACUGACGAAUCCUCGAUUCCAAAAGAAAGCACAGGGAACGGAGAGGCUGUGCCGGUUUCCGAAGCAGCCAAGCGCCAAAUCAUGAUCGAAACCGAACUGAACGGCAUGAUCCAAGAAAUGAUGGCCUCGGAAGAUUUUGAAGAGGAAGAUGAAAUGGAACCAGAAUCGUAUGCGGCAAUCAUGAAAGCAGCCAAGGAAAUCUGCUACACACGAAAGAUCUACGAUGUUUCUGCCGACAAAAUUGUCUUCUUUCCAAGCAUAACCAAAACAAUUGUCAACAUGGAUCUGUUCGAGAAAGCGGAGGAGUACUAUUAUGAUGAAGGUGACGAAUUUCCAAUGGAGUACUCGAUGGGUCUUCGAAACGUCGCUUUUGAAAAGCUCGAAGCGGAAGGGGACGAUGACGAGGAGGAGAUGGAUGAUGAUAUGAUGGAACGGCUGUCAAUGGCUGUGCAACUGACGGAAGAUGACAAAGACGAGCUUCAGGAAGCGAUUGCCGCCGCCGAAGCAGCAGAUGAAGAAGAGGCAGACCAACAAGACACCGACGAGAAGGAAGAUUUUGUAAUGGAUCCGGUCACUGCAGCAGCAGAUCAAAAGGAGGAAGACCAAGAUACCGAUAAGAAGGAAGAUUAUAUAACAAACCCGAUCAGCGAUGCAUCAGAUCAAGAAGAGACAGAUCAAGGCGUAGGCGAGAAGGAGGAUUCUGCAACGGAGCCGGUCAACGAAGUUACAGAUCAAGAAGACGUAGACCAAGAAACCGACGAGAAGGGAGUUUCUGCAGCAGACCCGAUUGGCCCUCAAGUGGAAAGUUCUUCUGCGAGUCCAAACGAAAAUACAGCCUCUGAUACGGUCUCGAAGGGAGAAGCUGUACCAGUUUCCGAAGCAGCCAAGCGCCAAAACAUGAUCGAUACCGAACUGAACGGCAUGAUCAAAGAAAUGAUGGACUCGGAAGAUUUCGAAGAAGAAGACGAAAUGGAACCAGAAUCCUACGAGGCAAUCAUGAAAGCAGCCAAGGAAAUCUGCUACACACGAAAGAUCUACGAUGUUUCUGCCGACAAAAUCGUCUUCUUUCCAAGCAUAACCAAAACGAUUGUCAACAUGGAUCUGUUUGAGAAAGCGGAGGAGUACUAUUAUGAUGAAGGUGACGAAUUUCCAAUGGAGUACUCGAUGGGUCUUCGGAACGUCGCUUUUGAAAAGCUCGAAGCGGAAGGGGAUGGCGACGAUGACGAGGAGGAGAUGGAUGAUGAUAUGAUGGAACGUCUGUCAAUGGCUGUGCAGCUGACGGAAGAUGAUAAGGACGAACUCCAGGAAGCGAUUGCUGCUGCCGAGGCAGCAGAUCGAGAAGAGGCAGAGUCUGCAAUGGAUCCGGUCAAUGAAGUAACCGAUCGAGAAGAGGACGACCAAAACACCGACGAUAAGAAAGCUGCUGCAAUUGAUCCGGUCACCGAAGCACCAGGACAAGAAGGCGCAGACCAAGAAAUCGACGACAAGAAGCAAGAUCCUGUAGUGGAUUCGGUCACAAAAGCAGCAGACCAAGAAGAGGCAGACCAACAAGACACUGACGAGAAGGAAGAUUCUGCAGUGGAUCCGGUCACCGAAGCAGCAGAUCAAGCAAAGGCAGACCAACAAGACACUGAGGAGAAGAAAGACUCUGCAAUGGAUUCGGUCACAAAAGCAAAGGACCAAGAAGAGGCAGACCAACAAGAAACUGACGAAAAGGAAGAUUCUGCAGUGGAUCCGAUCAGCCCUCAACAAUUAGAAGCAUCUUUUGAAUCAUCACUCGCGAGUAGCAGCGAUGUUGGUGGUGAUGAGCCUACAUUGACUCAUGAUGAGAGAUCUGCUGAGGUCGUUACGAUUGGCAAAUCGAAUCUUGCGCCAGACGAAUCCGGCACGCCCGAAACUGUUCCUUCAGAAGAGCCAGCUACAAAAACGAAAGCAGGAAUAUUCACCAAGGGUCUCGAGACGGCAAAGGGAUUAUUUAAUGAGCACACUGAAAUGGCGGCUGUGGCUUGCUUGGCGAUCUUUGCUGCAGCUGCAAUUUCUGCAACGAGGAGGUAA
Messenger RNA from Cylindrotheca closterium, 2103 nucleotides. The record is from the annotation of a GenBank genome assembly. Lineage: Eukaryota; Bacillariophyta; Bacillariophyceae; Bacillariales; Bacillariaceae.